AGGGAACUGAUUUGGGUGUACAGCCACUGUCCCUGUACAGCCACUAGUCCGGAGAACUCCCAAACCCCGAGUGGACAUCAAUAUGGAUACCACAGAGUGCCAACCUGAUGCGAUAGGUCUCCUAACCAAGCACAUGACUCAGCAGUGACCACUGGAUCGUUUAGCAGGGGUAUCCUGACUCAAUCCAUAUUUUUGGGUGAGCGCAAGCGACUCCAGGUGUAUAUAGAGUCGUCGCGUGCCGAUGCCAUACCCAAUCACCACUUGUCAUCCAUCCUUUUAUCCACAGUGAACGUUCAGUCUUUCAUUUCAUUGCCAGAUUUUCACUUCAUUCAUUAUGUACAAGUUCAACCCCAUAAUCACUGCCGCCUGUCUGGCCGGCCUCGUUGCCGCUGCGACGCCAGUUUGGGAAACUCUUCCAGCGACACCAACUCUACCGGGCAACCCUGCCGGAAGUAAGACUGAGAUCAACGGUGUGCAAAUAUGGCAUGCGGAAUUUGGAACUGCAUCGGCAGAUACCGUUCCAGUUUUGUUCCUCCACGGAGGGUUCGGCAACGCAGAUUACUGGGGUGACGUGAUCGCAACCAUAUCGAAGACUCGCCAGGUCAUCGCAAUGGAUAAUCGUGGCCAUGGACGGAGCACCAUGGACAGCACACCCUUCACAUACGAACUCUACGCAAGCGACGCCGCGGGUUUGCUGGAGUCACUCGGCAUCGCAAAAGCAGCUUGGGUCGGAUGGAGCGACAUGGGCGCCGGCACCCUGGCAGCCCUCAUGUCGAGCGACAACAGCACACUUAUCGACCGCGCCUUCGUCUACGGUGGCUUUCACAGCUUCAGCUCGACCAACAGCAGCUUCGAGAGCACCGCCAUUUAUACCGAGUUCACCACGCGCGCCAUCGCCGAGUACCAGACCCUGCAACCGGACGGCGAUCUGACUGCGUUCGCAACCGCUGUGAGUACGCUCGAGGCCACGCUGCCGAUUUGGGAGGAGGCGGAUUUCAAGAAAGUGACGCUUGGCAGCAAGGUCACGAUUUGUGGCGGGCAGUAUGAGGAGGCAGUCGUGUUGUAUGAGCCGACGUUGUUGAAUGGGUGGAUUGCGGGUAGUCAGUUGGUCAUGAUGACGAAUGUUAGUCAUUUUGCGCCGGUGCAGGAUCCGGUGCAGUUUGCGGAAAAGGUGGAGGCGUUCUUGAAGGCAUAAAGGGAGGUGUUGGUGGAGAAAAUCGGUUAGACGUAUCUCGUCCAGCCAGAAAAGGGCUCACGAGUUCGAAACAAUGUCUGGAUUGGCUACCUGGACUGUGGAUUAUACGAUGAAGGUGGCAGUAUUGUAAUAUUAGAUCACGUCGACUUCCAAAUGGGAAAUGGCAAGUGGUGAACCCAAAUGUUUCAAUAGCUUUACCUUAUCAACCAAGGUAUUCAAAUCCGUUUUGUUGUAGUG
Messenger RNA from Pseudomassariella vexata, 1432 nucleotides. Its product is annotated as Alpha/Beta hydrolase protein. The record is from RefSeq and is a predicted model, not a curated record. NCBI's taxonomy places the organism in Eukaryota, Fungi, Ascomycota, Sordariomycetes, Amphisphaeriales, Pseudomassariaceae. The coding region runs from base 335 to 1195 and encodes 286 amino acids. The transcript has 3 exons.